GUCUCUCUUUGGUCUGUAAUGUUUAUCUAACCAGGAAAAUUAAGUGUAACAUGGACAUAUUUACAUUUGAUAUAUAUAUAAAAAAAUUUGGCUUUGGCUCCUCAUUUUAAAGCAUCACUGAUAUAGGCCUAUGACGUUUGCUUGCUCCAUUUGCCCGCUAUUCUGUCAGUUUGGUCUUUAAUUACAUUAAUGUCAUGCGUUGUGUUUCUCACGUGUUAGUUUGAGGGAAAGGCUCCUGUGCUCCACGAUCUGACCUCUUAUCAUGACAGGACCACGGACUCUAGUGGACACCAGGACAUCAUCCUCCGUUCAUGCAUUUCUCUUUCUCCUCUUAACCUUAAAGACGCUUUAGCAUUUGCUUUUGCCUAGUCUCUGGAAAACAUCUGAAUCAUUUUAACCAACUCCAGCUGUCGCCCUGGUGUGGGUGUGUGAGAAAGUGCAUGGCCGCCUGUGAAUGAGAGGAGACUCGAGCAAGGGUGACGUUUAGAUUUACCACAAAAAAAAAAAAAAAAAAAGUUAGGAUAUUUUUGCGUCUGUUUUUUGUCGGUAUGAACGCAGAUACGUGCGUCUCAUACUGCGAUAUGACCUCCAUGGAUUCAUAUUAUUCCCCAUCAUCAGGGCAAGGAAGAGUCCAGCAGGCCAAUCCUUAUAGGACGUUCCAGCCGAGCGACGCCAAAUACAGUCCCACUUUUCUGCCCGCAAAAGGUCAACCUUACGGGGACAAGCCGAGGAGUCCAUUCCACCAGGAGUGUCCGUCACUGGACGAUAGCUCACCCGAGAGCGCGUACAGCAAGUACCAUCUCUUUAUGCAGAGACCCACAUGCAAAACUCCCUCUGAAGACAGCAAACUGGAGGACGGCGGGCUCAUCUCGUGCUAUGGUAAAGAUGGCACUGGACUGACAGACACAGAGAUGCCUCAAUCUGCUGAUCCUACAGGUAUGGAUGGUAGUUACAUCAACUUGAAAGAUCCAGGGGUCAAAGGUCAAGCAGAACGCCCUGUCUCUGAACUUGGCAGUCCUCUAGACAAGAGUGAGGCUGAGAGCAAUAAAGGCAAGAAGAGACGGAACCGCACCACCUUCACCAGCUAUCAGCUGGAGGAGUUGGAGAAGGUUUUCCAGAAGACGCACUACCCUGAUGUCUACGCCCGCGAACAACUAGCGCUCAGGACGGAUCUCACAGAAGCGAGGGUGCAGGUGUGGUUUCAGAAUCGCCGGGCCAAAUGGAGAAAGAGAGAACGCUUUGGUCAGAUGCAGCAGGUUCGGACACACUUCUCUACAGCCUAUGAGCUUCCUCUUCUUACACGACCAGAAAAUUACGCACAGAUUCAGAACCCAUCUUGGCUCAGUGGCAGCAGUGCAGCCUCACCAGUGCCUGGCUGUGUGGUACCUUGUGAUACUGUAGCUUCCUGCAUGACCCCUCACCCCCACUCCGCCAGUGGCAUGUCUGAUUUCCUCGGUAUGCCAAGCCCAGGUGGGAACAUGGGACAGACACACAUGGGCAGUCUUUUUGGCAACUCUGGAGUGGGCGGAACCAUUAAUGGUUUUGAUCUCAGCGUUGAACCAGAUCGCAAAUCCUCCAGCAUAGCCAGCCUGCGCAUGAAGGCGAAGGAGCACAGCGCCGCAAUCACAUGGGCCACAUGAUGCCUUCAUCUGGGACACAGAAGACCAGACAACCUCAGCCCUAAGCUGUCAGCACUAAUGAGGUGAAAGUUAAUGCCAUCUGGAGCCAAUAUGAACAUGAGAAAUGGAGGCUCGAAGCUUUAAAACACUUGGAGAUUAAAUUUUGAAGUUUUCUAGAGGAAGUGGAUUGUGCAGUGGGAGCUUGAAUGCGUGGAAUCCGAUGGGCCAGUUUCAAAAUAGAGACUGAUUUAUUAAUAUACUGACUUCCCAUGUAUUAGCAUUGAGAGAAAAAAAUAUCAGUAUGCACUAUUUGUCCUAUCAAUUACCAGACAUGUACAUUAAAAUUCAAAAGUUUGGGGUCGGUAGGAUUUUUUUUUUUAUUUGAUUUUAUUUUAUUUUAUUUUUUAUGUUUAUGACCACCAAAAGUGCA
Molecule: messenger RNA, 2049 nt
Organism: Megalobrama amblycephala (Wuchang bream)
Lineage: Eukaryota; Metazoa; Chordata; Actinopteri; Cypriniformes; Xenocyprididae
Gene: alx4b
Product: ALX homeobox 4b
Exons: 4
Coding region: 549-1640 (363 amino acids)
Biological process (GO): regulation of transcription by RNA polymerase II
Molecular function (GO): DNA-binding transcription activator activity, RNA polymerase II-specific; RNA polymerase II transcription regulatory region sequence-specific DNA binding
Source: RefSeq, a predicted model, not a curated record